This is a messenger RNA of Andrographis paniculata, 1558 nucleotides long. RefSeq lists its product as uncharacterized. The record is from RefSeq and is a predicted model, not a curated record. The coding region runs from base 389 to 1303 and encodes 304 amino acids. Lineage: Eukaryota; Viridiplantae; Streptophyta; Magnoliopsida; Lamiales; Acanthaceae. The transcript is spliced from 2 exons.
UGGAAAGCCAAUACGUGAUCCCGAGAUUAUGAGUUCACAUUGGGAUCGAUUCCAGAUCCAUCCGUAUAUCGGUUGAUUAUGAGUUCACAUUAUGAUAGAUUCCAGAUCCAUCCGUAUAUCGCUUGAGUGACAAAUAAUAUAUCAUUGGUCAUUGAUUAACUGAAGCACCGAAUCGGGGGCGCGUGUCGGUUGGAUUGGGAUAAGCUGGGUAGGGUAGGGUAGGGUGUGCGUGACUCGAAUCACUCUGCUGGCUCUCGACAUUGGAGUUUUCCUUAUUAUACUUUCAUCUCCCUUCCCCUCUCCCUCUCCCUCUCCCUCUCACUCUCUCUCUCCGCCUCCGAUCGAUCGACUUCCAAUCACUCUUCAUAGCCGCACGCCUGUAGGGUACAUGGACGCUGUGGAGGCCACAUAUGUUUUUCAAGAUUGGGAGCUCCUCCCGACCGACUCGGAUCCCGACUCUCCCUCGGAUAGGAAGAUUUCCUUCGAUGAAAGUCACUCGGGAGCCUUACUCCGGGCCAAUCAUUUCUCACUAGACGCCCACGCUCCGAUACAGGAUUCCGACGAUGCUGAGAAAUCGCCCACCGUGGACGACGCAGGAAAUUGGAUUAAUCCCCGUUUCGAGGAAAACCCUAAACGCUCCCUCGACAACGAUUCAGGUGAGCCCCCGCUGGAUACCGGCAGCCAACUUUCCGAGGACAGAAUUUAUACCUCUUUGAAGAAUAGAACUGAAAUGGGGUUUUACAAAAGAGUACCAGAGGCAGUGAACUCUGAAGGAAUUCAACGGAUCGUUGAGGAAAAAGUUGAAAACCCGGGGGGUCACUUGCGGACCGCGGGCACUGUGGAGACCUCUGGCAACGUAAAUUUACGUGGUGAAAAUGAGAUUAUAGUUGCACGAAGGAAUGGAAACGAGAAGAUUGUAAGUGGAGGAGACAAAGGUGUAGGCGACUCAGGGUCAGGGAAAAAGGUGCCCCGUGAUAUUGAAAAGAAGAGCAUAGCAUGGUGGAAGAUGCCAAUGGAGCUCAUUAAAUAUUGUGCUUGUAGAAUGAAUCCUGCGUUGACUGUCUCUGUUGCGGCAGCUGUAAUGGGGAUUGCGCUUCUGAGCCACAGGUUGUAUAAGAUGAAGAAGAAAACUAGUGGAUUGAAAAUAAAGGUUACCGUCAACGAUAAGAAGGCAUCUCUUACCAUGAGCCGGGCUGCUCGGCUAAAUGAAGCUUUCUCAGUUGUGAAAAGAGUCCCAAUGAUUCGAACCUCACUGCAUGCUGGCGGUGCAACCACAAAUUGGCCGGUAAUGAGUUCAAGAUAAAUGAAGCACUUGUAGUAGAUGGUGAGAGUUGUCUGCAAGAUUAAUAGGCACCUAUUCCUCUGUAAAAUUGGUGUGUUUUAAUGUCUUUUUGAAAUUGUGGGUUCAGACAAUUGAGUACUUUUUUUGCUUCUGUGGAGAUAAUACGUGUGCUUAUAGUUACCACAACGUUUGAAAGCUAGCUGUAUGAUAUGUACUAUGUUGCUGCCUGGCGGAUGUUCGUAAAUGUUAUAGAGAUGGUUAUAAGUUUACCUACCA